Humulus lupulus (European hop) is the source of this 663-nucleotide messenger RNA. RefSeq lists its product as uncharacterized. Bases 1 to 663 code for a protein of 220 amino acids. NCBI's taxonomy places the organism in Eukaryota, Viridiplantae, Streptophyta, Magnoliopsida, Rosales, Cannabaceae. The transcript has a single exon. The record is from RefSeq and is a predicted model, not a curated record.
AUGGAUUUUUUGGAGUACAACCUUAUGGCUGAUGUGAGCUGGUAUUGGAGGAAGUUGGUGCAUCUGAGAUCCUUUUUGCCUAGAGGUACCUUGGAGGCUGCGGUUUCAGGUAGGAAACUUCAGCUGUAUAUGUUGUUGCUUCAGCAGAAUAAAGUGAGGUUUGCCAAUGUGGUUUGGUGCAGCUUCUCUAUUCUGAAACACAGAUUUGUUCUAUGGCAAUCUAUCCUUGGUCACCUUCUGACCCGAGACAAUCUUACUAUUCGACAGAUCCCUCUUGAUUCUCCCUUGUGCCCAGUUUGUGAGAUAGAUUUGGAAUCUCAUGCUCAUCUAUUUUUUGACUACUUGUACUCUCAGCAGGUUUUGAUUAAGGUUGCUGAUUGGUUGGGAAUGGCUAUUUGGCCUUCCAAAUUCUGUGAUUGGAUUGCUUGGAUGGAUGGGCGGCCUAAAGGUCUUACUCAACGAGUCUUGGCUGCUGUCCUUGCUGCUACUGUAUAUUUCAUUUGGCUGAAUCGUAACAAUUGUGUUUUUAAUUUCGCAGUUAUUUCUAGUAAUAGGAUUCUCUAUCUGAUUAAGACUAGUUUAAAGGUUAGAUUGCUGAGUUUUACUAGGCAGAAACUUGGAAUUCUUGGGAAGAACUUUCUUGAUUCUAUGGAUCAACUGUAA